AUGGGCUCCUCUCGGGCACCCAAGAUGGGGCGUGUGGGAGGGCAAGGGAUGAUGGCAUUGUUGCUGGCUGGUCUCCUCCUGCCAGGAACUUUGGCUAAGAGCAUCGGGACCCUUUCAGACCCCUGUAAGGACCCCACACGAAUCACUUCUCCGAACAACCCAUGUCUCACUGGAAAGGGUGGCUCCAGCAGCUUCAGUAGCCAAAGUGGCUCCAGCAGCUUCAGCAACUCCAUUUCCAGUUCCGGUGGCUCCAGUGGUGGCUCCAGUGGUGGCUCCAGUGGUGGAUCCAGCAGUUCUAGUAUCUCCAGUGGUGGUUCCAGUGGUGGCUCCAGUGGUGGCUUCAGUGGUGGCUCCAGCGGUUAUAGUAUCUCCAGUGGUGGUUCCAGUGGUGGCUUCAGUGGUGGCUCCAGGGGUGGUUCCAGUGGUGGCUCCAGUGGAUCCAGUUUCUACCAGGGUGGUUCUGCAGGAUCUGCAUUAUUUAAACCAGGAUCAGGAUAUCCCAAAGGAACAGGGGAUGGCUCUGCUCUACCGGUCAAUGAUAAGUCUCAUAUGUCUGGAGGAAGCUCUUCCUUUUCCCAAACCUCUCAGAUGUCCAGCAGCAGUAGUCAAAGCAGCAGCUCCAACCUGCGUCCCUGUAGCUCAGAUGUCCCUGACUCUCCCUGCAGUGGGGGACCCAUUGUCUCACAUUCUGGCCCCUACAUCUCCAGUUCCCACUCUGUGUCAGGGGGGCAGAGGCCCGUAGUAGUGGUGGUGGAGCAGCAUGGCUCUGGUGGCCCUGGAGUGAUUCAAGGUAGCCCCUGUAGCAGUGGUGGCCUCCCAGGCAAGCCCUGCCCCCCCAUCACAUCUGUACAGCAAUCCUAUGGUGGCUAUGAGGUGGUAGGUGGCUCCUCUGACAGCUAUCUGGUCCCAGGCAUGACCUAUAGCAAGGGUAAAAUCUACCCUGUGGGCUACUUCACCAAAGAUAACCCUGUCAAGGGGUCUCCAGGGUCCCCGUCCUUUGCAGCUGGGCCCCCCAUCUCAGAGGGAAAAUACUUUUCCAGCAAUCCCAUCAUCCCCAGCCACAGCUCAUCUAGUUCCAACAUACACCAGUCAGGAGCUUCCUCAGCCAUUGCAUUCCAGCCUGUGGGCUCUGGUGGGGUCCAGCCCUGUGGAGUCGGCUUCACAGGACCUAAGGGACCCUGCUCCCCUUCUGGUUCUGGAGUGCAUAUCAGUUCUAGCAUAUCCAGCAAUUCCGGUUCAUCCUACCACCCCUGCAGUGGUGUCUCCCAGGGUCCCUGCUCCCCACCAGGCACUGGCUCCUUAGGAGGCAGCUCCAGCUCCAGCUCCAGCUCCAGCUCCCUAUCCAGUGGCAAAAUCAUCCUUCAGCCCUGCAGCAUCAAGUCCAGCUCUUCUGGUCAACCUUGCAUUUCUGUUUCCUCCUCGACAUUGAGUGGGGGUCCCGAUGGCUCUCCUCAGCCUGAUCCCUCUGCUGGUGCCAAGCCCUGUGGCCUCAGCAGCCCUGGAAGGAUCCCUUGCCGCUCUAUCCGGGACAUCCUGACCCAAGUGAAGCCUCUAGGGCCCCAGCUAGCUGACCCUGAAGUUUUCCUACCCCAGGGAGAGUCACUUGACAGUCCAUAA
Messenger RNA from Marmota flaviventris (yellow-bellied marmot), 1617 nucleotides. RefSeq names its product corneodesmosin (gene Cdsn). Lineage: Eukaryota; Metazoa; Chordata; Mammalia; Rodentia; Sciuridae. The record is from RefSeq and is a predicted model, not a curated record. Gene Ontology annotation, molecular function: protein homodimerization activity. Gene Ontology annotation, biological process: cell-cell adhesion; skin morphogenesis.